Molecule: messenger RNA, 4927 nt
Organism: Paramormyrops kingsleyae
Lineage: Eukaryota; Metazoa; Chordata; Actinopteri; Osteoglossiformes; Mormyridae
Gene: stk10
Product: serine/threonine kinase 10
Biological process (GO): protein phosphorylation
Molecular function (GO): protein serine/threonine kinase activity; ATP binding
Source: RefSeq, a predicted model, not a curated record
GGCUUGUCUGUUGUGCGCUGAGUCGGACCAAGAGCUUUAGCUGAGAUCAGUUUGUAGCAGGUAGAAACAGUAAGGAGCUUUAAGAAAGGGAGUCAAUCCAGAGGUCAGCUUUUAUUUUGCGAAAAAGAAGAGCUCUGUACGGUGAAACAAUGCAGAAUAACGCGAGCUGUGUUAAGUGAAAAGAUUUAAAGUUAUUUUGCUGUACUUUUAUAUAAUUUACCAUUAUUGCCAUUAGAAUAUUUCUAAAUAUUGAAAGUGAGCUUGAUACAAGUUGUUCGUAGUGAAUGAAAGGCAGUCAAAGGCUGGAGUUUGGGUAGUCAUUGGAAAGUUCACAGUGGAAAGUUUUUUUUUAAGUUUCAAGGCGUCGGCAUGGCUUUUGCUAAAUUCAGCAAAAUACUUCGACUGUCUAAUAACGAUAAAAAGAAAGCAAAGCAAUAUGAGCACGUUCGCCGGGACAUAAAUCCUAAUGAUAUUUGGGAAAUCGUGGGAGAACUCGGCGAUGGAGCUUUUGGGAAAGUUUACAAGGCCAAGAACAAGGAGACGGGGGUGCUGGCUGCCGCCAAGGUGAUCGAUACCAAUAACGAGGAUGAACUGGAGGACUACAUGGUAGAAAUCGACAUCCUGGCGUCCUGCGAUCACCGGUACAUCGUCAAGCUGCUGGACGCCUUCUACCACGAUAACAAGCUAUGGAUCAUGAUAGAGUUCUGUCCCGGGGGAGCUGCGGAUGCCAUCAUGUUAGAGCUGGACCGGGGGCUUACGGAGCCUCAGAUCCAGGUGAUCUGCUGGCAGAUGCUGGAGGCCCUGGACUAUCUGCACGGCAUGAAGAUCAUCCACCGAGACCUGAAGGCCGGAAACAUCCUGCUCACCCUGGAGGGGGACAUCAGGCUCGCGGAUUUCGGGGUGUCGGCGAAAAACACCAAAACUUUGCAAAGAAGAGAUUCAUUCAUAGGAACGCCAUACUGGAUGGCACCUGAGGUGGUGAUGUGUGAGACGAUGAAGGAUUCCCCGUACGACUACAAGGCGGACAUCUGGUCGCUGGGCAUCACGCUGAUUGAGCUGGCGCAGAUUGAGCCCCCCCACCAUGAGCUGAACCCCAUGAGAGUCCUGCUGAAGAUCGCCAAGUCUGACCCGCCCAUGCUGGAGCAGCCGACCAAAUGGUCACAGGAAUUCAAGGAUUUCCUGAGAAAGUCUUUAGAAAAGAACCCAGAGAGUCGGCCCACUGCAGCCCAACUGCUUCAGCACCCCUUCGUGUCCCCGGUGAAGACCAACCGGCCGUUGCGUGACCUGGUCGCCGAAGCGAAGGCAGAAGUCAUGGAGGAAAUCGAAGACGACAGGGAGGAGGCCGAGGAUGACGACCCGGCGGAGGUCACCCCUGCUCCUUGCAAAGAUCCUUCGGAAACCAGUCAAACCAGUCUGGAGGGUGACCGCACCGCUGGCGUGCCCGUCAAGCUGCCAGAGGACGGGACGAAGGCCCCGGACCUGAGCGACCUGCCUAACAAGCUGGAGAAUGGCCUCCCCGAUGAGGAGGUCGGGAGCGGAGACCCCGACAAACCCGAGAGCGACUCCUCGGAGAAGACCGCCAACUCCGACUCGGGGAUCGAGGACGGGAAGAGCACCCCAACAUCUGAGGAGGGCAAAUUGGUAGUGCUGCCCGAAGCGGAGCUACCGUCCUCGCCAUCGCCCCCUGCAGGAGGCAAGGAAGAGUUGCAUGAUACACAGCGCCCUCUUGACCAUCCUCAGGCCUACGAGGUCCAACCUCAUCCCGAGCAGGUCCGGAACUCGGGGGGCAGCGGGAUCCUGGAGUACUUGGAUAACAGGCGCAUGCGAGGCAGCAGCAGCGGCUCCAAGCGCUACUCGGACACGGGCAGCCUGUGUGAGAAUAUGGACAUGAACCUCAACCUCUCGGGGGACAUUUGCGUUAACAAGGAGAGCGGCUCCAUAUCUAUCAAGAACGGAUUCUCCAGCAAGACUCUGAAACGCACCAGGAAGUUUUUGAUCGACGGCGUGGAGGUCAGCGUGACCACAUCUAAGAUCAUCGGCGACGAUGAAAAGAAAGAUGAAGAGAUGCGAUUCCUCAGGCGUCAAGAACUGAGAGAGCUGCGCUUCCUACAGAAGGAGGAGCACCGUGCUCAGACCCAGCUGAAUGCCAAGCUGCACAUGCAGCGAGAACAGCUGCAGCGUCGCCUUGACCAGGAGAUGCAUGCCAGGAAAAAGUUCUACGACACAGAGCUGGAAAACCUAGAGAGACACCAGAAGCAGACCAUCGAGAAGAUGGAGACGGACCACACGGUGCGUCUGCGGGACGAGACCAAGCGUAUCCGGGGCGAGCAGGACAAGGAGCUGAGCAAGUUCCACGAGCAAGUCAAGCAGAGGAAGAAGGAGGUGAAGCAUGAGGUGGAAAAGCUGCCUCGAAACCAGCGAAAGGAUAGCAUGAAGCAGCGCAUGGCCGAGUUCCAGUACGCGAAGGAGACGGAGGAGGAGGAGUUCUUCGCUGGCCAGAAGAACUACCUGGACACCCAGCUGAAGAGCAUCAUCGUCGAAAACAAGCGGGAGACCUGCGAGAUGGAGCGGCAGUGUCUGGACAAGAAGCAAAACCUCCUCCGAGAUAGGGAAGGAAUCCUCUGGGAAAUGGAGGAACAGAACAUGCAGGAGACAUUUCAGCUGGCUAAGCAGCAGCUUAAGGACCAGUACUUCCUCCAAAGGCACCAGUUACUCAAGAAGCAUGAGAAGGAGCUGGAGCAGAUGCAGUGCUACAACCAUCGCAUGGUGGAGCGCCUGAAAGCCCGGCAGCAGCAGGAGAAGGCCCGUCUGCCCAAGAUCCAGAGGAGCGAGGGCAAGACUCGCAUGACCAUGUACAAGAAGAGCCUGCGCAUCGCCCACAGCGGCAACGCCGCCGAGGACCGCGAGAAGAUCAAGCAGUUUUCCCAGCAGGAGGACAAGCGGCAGAAAGCGGAAAGGCUCCACCAGCAGCAAAAGCAUGAGAACCAGAUGCGCGAGAUGUUGGAAGAGUGUGACAGCAACGUGAGGGAGCUACAGCAGCUUCAGAAUGAGAAGUGCCACCUGCUGGUGGAGAACGAGACGAUGAAGCUGAAGGACUUCGAGGACAAACAUAACCAGUAUCUGAGGGAAUGGAAGGAGCAGCUCAAGUUCAGGAAGAUGGACCUGGAGGAAGAGCUGAAUAGGAAGAAGAGGGAACAGGAGCUGUUUUUUAAGACGAGCAUGGACUCUGAAUGCGACAAUCCCAGCUUGCCCACCAAAAUCGCCAAGUUCCUGCCGUACUCCGAGUGCUCUAACACGUAACAGGCCUGGAGCGGUUCGCUGUCACCCUGAGGACCGCUGCGUGAUACAAGGCACAAACAGCCAAGCCGUCAUUGGCCGAAGCGAUGAUUCCCUUUUAAAGAGUUUUUAAUAUUUAUAUUUAUAUAUGUCUGUAUGUUAAGCUUAUUUUAAUUUGCUUUAACGAGUGAUUCUCUUGUUCAUCCGGAAAAUAUCGGGUCAUCGAAGUUUUAGGUUUUUGUUUUUACUUUACAGUGCAUGAACUCUUUCAACGCUGUUUAGGAGGAAGCUUAUUUUAUGUUUUUAAUUUUUUUUUUUUAAUUCAGAGAACACUUAUUCUGUCCAUCCUUUUUGACCUUGAGUCUUGAAAUAGGUGCGAUCAUUUUCAUGACGAGGGGAUCAUAUUAUCGUUUAUGUAUUUGUUAUAUUGCGAUUUCUUCUUGCAUAACAGCCCACCCUGUCAGACCAGCUCACGGAGGAACCUGCAGGAUGUGACCAAAAGUAUCGUGUGUGGUACAGGGACCAAAGUGGGGAAAAUCUCCCUCAAGGCUUAGUUUUGUGGGCGAUUUAUGGAUGCCCUCUUGCAAGCUUUACCCAAUUUGCCUUUUUAUUUCUAAAAAAAUCGGUGUUUCUCCACUGAGUGCAUCACUGUAAAUGCGCCUGUUAUGUGCCUUAGUUUGAAAGUCUGUACACAAAAAUGUUCUGAGGGCUGAAUGAAAAAUGAUUGGUUCAGAGAAAUAACCUAAAGGAGGCGGGGCCAGCCAAUCAGAUUUCUUGGUCCCGCCUCCUCUAGUUUCUUGGACCCACCUCCACAAUCUGAUUUAGAGAGAGAACCAAUUAGUCAUUUCUUGUUCUGCCCUCAGCACAUUUUUCUGUAAGUAAAACUCUUAUCCAGUUCAUGAGUGUGAUGGGAGGGUCAUAGCCAAAUAUAGUAAUGCAAAAAAAACCAUAGAGGGAACCUUUUUCUUAAAAUAAGUAACCCACAAAGAGAGUUUUGUUUACAUGUUCAAAGUCAUCGAAUCAGUAUCUGCGGAUUUUCCCAAAACGUGCACCGUAGAAUGUUUUAUUUGUUUAAAAGUUUUGCACUGCAAAUAUUAACAACAGAGCCGUCGGUUACACGUCUAUAAAUUUAAAAUAAUUCCGCUUUGUAUGCUGGUUAAACAACUCUAGUAUUGCUUUUUCCAGCUACAAGCAGGUCAUUUGCACACUGACACUGAAGCAAGUUUCGUUUAAUUUCACCAGUUUCUAUAUAUACUCAUAGCUAAUUUUUCCACCAAGGAAUGUUCCCCCCCUCGUGAUAAUUAAGGAAUAAAUCUUUAUAAUCAUCUUGAGAAUGCUCGAUAAAAUAUAUUAAUAUAUCUGCCAUGUAAUAGGGAUCUUACUGUAACGGACUUUGAACACUGGAUUGGUGUAUUGGUGGAUUGGCAUUGUAAAACUACCCACAGGAGCCAAGUUUGAUACUGUUAAAUAUGACUUAGGGUAUUUAAAUACAAAUAAAGUUUAUUUGAAGGACAUUUAGGAUUAUAUUCACAAUUGAUUUGUGUAUUUUUAAGUUAAUUGAUAUUUUAUUGUAUUAUUGCACUGCCAAAUAACAGAAGUGCAAUUUGCUGUUUUUUUUGGUAAUAAAUAAAAAUUCUUUCAGUAACUCGGU